AUGGACGGCGCUCAGGAUUCUUCACCGCAACCAACUGGCAUUAAGAAGGUGUUUUCGAGACAAAACCGACAAGAACCAGAGAGCAAUGCAGGCUCUAUUCGGAGCAAUGGGCGUUCAUCAAUUGAAUCGACUCCGGAGAAGCGCCCAUCUACAAGCGGAGAACUAGGACAAGAAGACACUUCCAGCCGUUUUUCCAAGUUGAUGGGCAAAGGGAGGAAGAAGAAGAAUGAUAAAAAAGCAGGCUCGAUUGCGUCUGCUGACUCUAUCAUUGAAUCUAGCACGACCGGUGCCGCUUUGUCAUUGCGGAACGAAGUCUCUGUUUCGGGAUCAUCACCGAACAACAGUACUCACGCUCUAGAUCAGUCUACGGGUAGCGUGAAUCUUCUGACUGAUGACUCUGAACCAGACCAAACGCCGCCGCUUCUCUCACGCGAUUCUCACGCAGGAUAUUUGACUGCUUCUUCACCACUGAUAACGACGACGGCGGUCGAUGAUAACAAUGACGAGCCAAAAGAGGCCUCGCCGAUACACUCUGCCUCGUCGUCGAGACGACAUAGCAUCUCUGUUCCACAGGCUUCAUCGGCUUUCCUCGGCACAACCAUAUCCGGCCCUGAUCCAGAUAUUUCGAAGAAGAGGAGUGUCUCUCCCGCACGGCGUUUGAAAGAUGCCCUGAAGCCCUCUCAAGGCAAGAAGAGUCCUAGUAUCAGUCCAGAUCGAGAAUCUUCACAAUCUAUCGGAAGCCAAGGAAGGAGAAGCCAAACUCUACUUGGAGGCCUGAGCCGAAGUAGUAGUCUUUCGGAGAAGCGAUCUUCUAAGAGAUCGGCCAGCCCGCCGCCGCCUUUACCAAAAUCUAUCUCGACAAACUUUAUCGAAACAAGCACGUCCCAGCUAGGUGAUUCGGUAGAUCCCUUGAAGACACCCCCGACCACGGAUUCUUUGGGAGUUGUCACAACAGUGACUCCACCAACUCCUACUGCUAUCUCUGGGGAAUUCUCCCCUCGUCUCACACAAUCACCUGAGACCGUAAAAUCCGAAAAUGCGGACUUUCCUCCGGGAACGGUUGUGAGCCCGUCAGGCAAUAUGAUCUCACACCGCCGGGUGCGUUCCGCAGGCACUGUCACUCAUUCUCCAAGCAAGUUAUCACAAAUCACAUCCUUGACGCCUAUGGCUGAGGAGCCUCGAGGAACAAACUCACGGUCUCCCUCUGGUGCUCAGAGCGGCUUCUUCUCUUCAGUCUUUUCGGCAGCUCAAAAUGCAGCUUCCACCAUAAGUAAUAGCCUUGGCGCCCAGAACAAGAAUCGCACCACAAGUCAAUCGGUUGACCUAGGCAAAAGUUCAACGGAGUCCGCCAAUGAAUCGUCGGAAGAUCAAAAGGAGGCAAUUAGGCAGGCUGUGGUUGAAGGUCUCCAGCAGGAGAAACAAAAGGAACUUGCUAUUAAUACCCUUGGAAGCGGCGAUUUAGAUUUCAGUCAUCUUGAUAUGGAUCCUGCGGCAGGCGGUAUUGUAACAACAAAAGAUGGAGUUGUAAUUACUCAGCCAGACCUUCCUGCGGAGUCACGCUCGUCUGCCAUCGCAGCAAAGAGAGAUCAGAUGUCAGCACGUAUUGAAGACUCAAGAGCAGCUAGAGCUGUAUCGAUGGCAUACGAGAAGUCGUCCGAUCCCCCGUCCACUACGGUAGCUUCUACCUCCGAUGAAGCCAGCGAUGUCAAAGUCAAACCCAGCCCCAUGCCAUUUGAGGGAGGAGGAGAACAGACCCCUCCAGGAGGUAGCAUAUUUGAAGGCGACACCGGUGGUAGUAUCAAACGUACUGGCAGCGUACGUAGCCGGCUGGCUCGACGGCAUCGCGGCUCGUCGGGCGCUACAGGUUCAACAAUCGGUGCCAUUGGCCUUAGCGUAGGGUCAUUGGGCUUGCCAAACGGCAAUUCAAGCGUGCCACGAUUGACUGGAUUUGCUGUCGCAAGCAAGAAGCGCAAUCGUGACUAUCAUCAACUCUUCCGCAGCGUGCCAGAAGAUGAUUUCUUGAUCGAAGAUUACAGCUGCGCUUUGCAGCGCGACAUCAUUCUUGCAGGCCGUAUUUACAUUUCAGAGGGCCAUAUUUGUUUCUCCAGCAAUAUUCUCGGAUGGGUCACUACACUUGUCAUCAGUUUUGAUGAGAUUGUAGCAAUCGAGAAAGAGAAUACCGCCAUGGUGAUUCCGAAUGCUAUUGCUAUUCAGACUUUACAUGCUAGACACACAUUCCGCAGUUUACUCAGCCGCGAGGCGACAUAUGAUCUGAUGGUCAACAUUUGGAAAAUCAAUCAUCCCUCAUUGAGAAGCUACCUCAACGGCAUGCGGAUCGAUGAUGGACUCGGUGACAAGACUGAGAAGGCGAAUGAAAGCGAUGUUGCCAGUGAAGUAGCCGAUGAGGAUGAAAUAUACGAUGAAGAUGAGGACAACGAUGGUGACAGCUUGGUUGAUGGUGGCGAUGAAAGCGUCAAUGGCAGUGAAUCUGUUGCGCCUGCCAAACAAUUCAGUCGGGAGACCACAGGUCUGACCAGUCAAGCAACCGAAUCGACCGUUGCAUUAUCCACAGCCGAUGGGAAAGCAAAUGAUAAAGGUGCAACAAAUUCUAGUGAUGGAAAUGGGUUCCCUGGCCCUGCUACUCAUGCCCCCACAGAGUACAAUGACCCAGCUGGUCGGUAUGACAAAGUCAUAAAGGAGGAUAUCAUUCCGGCCCCUCUUGGAAAAGUGUAUAAUCUGAUGCUCGGGCCGGCAUCUGGUGCUUUCUUGACUAAGUUCCUGAUCGAUGAUGAGAAGAGCAUGGAACUACAAUUCGAAGAUAAAAAGGGGCUGACUGAACCUAACAAGACUCGGCAAUAUUCAUAUAUCAAACCACUAUACGGCGCUAUAGGACCGAAGCAAACGAAGUGCAUUAGCACUGAACAACUGGAUGUGCUCGACCUGGAAAAGGCAGUUCUUGCGACACUCACCACUCAGACGCCUGAUGUCCCCAGUGGUAAUGUGUUUUGUGUCAAGACCAAGUACCUGUUGACGUGGGCUGCGAAUAAUCAAACCAAAUUCCUCAUGACUUGCACGAUUGAGUGGUCUGGCAAAAGUUGGUUGAAGGGACCUAUCGAGAAAGGUGCCAUUGAUGGACAAACGACAUACGGAAAUGAUCUCCUCAAAGCUUUGAAGACAGCAGUCGCAGCUCGCGGAGCCGGCACAUCCAAAGGUGGUAAGACUUCCAAGACCCGUCGGAAGCAGUCAGCAGCUGGCGCUACUAAAUCUGCGGCUGCGGCUGCAGCCGCAAGUGCUGCACUGGAUGCGAAUAAGCGAGACACUCAAGGAUGGGGCAUUUUCGAGCCUGUGCACGGUCUUCUUGGCCCCGUGUUUGGCAUCUUCAAACCCCUCUGGAGUGCCCCCGUUGCUAUUGCAGUGAUUGCCUUUUUGGUGUUUACACUUUAUACAAGAGGAAUGGGCCCCUCGUCGACAGCUUCCUCCGACUUGAAUUUCCUCAGACACGCGUCAUCCCAACGCCUGGCCGCGUAUGAGGAGAUAUGGCGAGCUGAGGAGAACGAACUCUGGAGAUGGCUUGAGGAUAGGGUCGGCAUGGAAGGCAUCAAUUUUCCAAACAGCAACAGAAAUUACAACACGGAUACAAAAGCGCGGAGGCGAAAUCUCAAACGCCACGGUCAAUCUCUAGCUUCUAAGAUUGAUGAAGAACAGAUCUCGCAGCGGGAAAUGAAUUACGCCAUAAAGGUUGUCCGUGAUCGUCUCGACAGGCUUGAGGAGAUUGUCAGCACUCAUGACGACCAAAACCGCGCUUCUGAGGCUUAA
Talaromyces amestolkiae is the source of this 3816-nucleotide messenger RNA. RefSeq lists its product as uncharacterized. The transcript has 3 exons. Bases 1 to 3816 code for a protein of 1271 amino acids. The record is from RefSeq and is a predicted model, not a curated record. NCBI's taxonomy places the organism in Eukaryota, Fungi, Ascomycota, Eurotiomycetes, Eurotiales, Trichocomaceae. Gene Ontology annotation, cellular component: endoplasmic reticulum membrane; plasma membrane; mitochondrion. Gene Ontology annotation, biological process: intracellular sterol transport. Gene Ontology annotation, molecular function: sterol transfer activity; sterol binding.